GAAUGUUUAUAGUAUAGGUUUUCAAUAACACUUUGCUCCUAGCCAAAAUGCCUUAGGUGCAAAUGUGAUUAUGCGGUUGAUUUUUGUUUUAUUGUUAUAUGGAGAGGAAUAUAUUCGUGACAUAAAGAAUGACUCUCGCGGCAAAGCUUUUGUCUGGAUUAUAUUCUAAGAAAAUUUAAGAAUAGUUCUGUGCAAUUUGUCAUGAGAAAUAUAGGCAUUUACUAAAUUAAUGUUCUCUGGUUUCGUUUAUUUUUAUUUCAUAAAUGAAAAUUUGCAUAAAUAUGAAUAAAAGUAAACGAAUGAUAUGAAACCUGGAAUUAUUAAGCUAUCGCAGAGGGAUGAAACAAUUACGAUGACGAGAACAUUAAAUCCCGAUGGCUAUGAUGUAUAAUAUUGACACAAGGGCAACGUGAUCAAAUAGUUCUGCUAACUUCUUGAUCCAAUAUCUUUAGAGGACGUCCUAGAAUUGGAAUUUCGAAAACCAGUGGGCAUAAUGCCUUGGAUAUUCAGUGGCGGAGAUUUUUUGUUGUUCUAACUUACAGUAUCGCGUGAAUUGUGAAUCAAUGAGAAUGACAGGGAGAUAUAAAAUUGAAUUUAUUGCAUUUGACAAACUGGUUGAAGAGUUAUGGAGAUGAAAUAAAUCUCGUGUAAUCAUUUGUUGUUUUAAAAAAAAAUAAGGAAAAAGGCAUGAAAUUCGGAGUGAUAACUUGAUGAUUUAAAAAGGAGUAAAGUAUCGGCGUAAAUAAAGAAGUGAAAUAUUGACAAUUAAAAUUAAAUGAAUAUUCAUCAAAAGAAGUGUUUUUCUACGUCAAACGGCAGAUAAAAUGUCCGUUCAAUCUAUUUCACUACAAGUACCUAAAGUGAAGAAGCGGAAAUGGGGAAAGAAACCAAAGCCUGGGGAAAGUCUGAAGAUGUUGGCAGCUGGCUCAUUAGCUUUUGCAAAAGCAUACAGCUCAGUAGAAAAGCUAGAACACGAGCUGGAAGCCGAGAUACAAAGAGAUAAAGAAAACGACCCAAAGAAAGUUAAGGGAAUUCACAAAUGGCGUCGGAAGUGUGGUAAACUGUUGCUCAGCAAAUAUAUAUUGUUGUUUAUUGUUGUACUCAACAUCAUCGAUUGCGCAUUGGUCCUUGGCGAGUUGAUACUGGAUCUGCAUCACGUAAAAGAUAUACUCUUUGAAACCCAGCAAUCUUCUGCCUCAUUUUUGGAAAGCCUGCAAACACGAUACCCAAGUCACUUCUCUGGAAUUCCUGACAGUCGAAUAGACAUGGCUUACGAAAAGAUUUUACUGGCCCAUCUUUCUUGGUCUUCUUCAUACACGAACAGCAAUGCUACCAAUUUGCACACGGCACUUGUUGGCGGGGAAAAUGGAACGGCUUUUAUGGUAAAGUCAACAUCCUCAGAUCAAAAUAUCAUCUUUAAUACCAGCUCCAAAGCAACUUUUACAAACUCAAAUGGACCAUAUGCACAGUCAAAUGAUAUUACUGACACUCAAGAAGCAAAUUCAUCUAUGCAACAAGAAGACCACGAAGAUUCCGUGCUGAGAUUGGUCGGAUAUAUUUUUCACAAGACUAGCUUAUCAAUAAGUGUGAUACUUGUAUUAUAUAUUUUACUAAAGAUUAUAUGUUUUGGUCGACAUCUUCUUGACAGGCGUUUAGAGGUAUUCGACACUUUUGUUAUAAUGACGUCCUUUGUUGUUGAUAUGAUAUUUGUGAAAGGGUUAUCAAUGUACACUCUGAAGCAGUUUGUCUAUAUACUUGCAUUUAUGCUCCCAUGGCGAGUCAUCAGGGUGACCAACAGUUUGGUUGUUGCCGUGAAGGAUCACGAGCAUUUCCGGUUAAAGAUGUUAUUUACACAAAAGAAAAAGAUAGAGCAUGAAAACAAGCAGAUACGAAUUGAUCGUGAUAAUUACAAGGAGCAAGUUGAAGCACUGAAGAAACUAUGUCUUAGUGAGGGAAUAGAUGACUGGAAGAUAUUUCAGAGCCUAGCAAGGCAGCGACCAGGCGGUAAGGGUGCGAUGGGUUCUUUUGCUAGUCUUGCUUUUGGAGCGUUUGGCAACAAAUCAACUAGUUUUUGGUCAGUUUUGGGCACUCCUAAAAUGCGGCGAGGAAAGUCCAUGGACCUAGUUGAUAAUAAAGUAAACAGCGUUGAUUAUCAGACGAACACAAAACGUCAUAGUAAAGGCAAGAUUUUAUCCUUUCUUGGCUCAUCUGCUGAGUUUUUCAGCAAGAAACGUAAAAAUGGUCAUCAUACUUCUCUAGACAGUGACCCAGGUAUAGCUUCUAGUUUUCUUAAGCAUAAUGCGGCGAUCCAUCAAAACGGACAUAUAGGUAAAAGACUAGUACGAGGGGAAACUAUUGAUACUUUGUCAACAGACUCAAUGGACGGUCUAAAUGACAAAACUGCUGGUGAAACUGCUGAAGAUUAUUCUAAACAAGGAACAGUUGAUUCUAGUGUAUUUGGAGAAGAAACAGGUUCCGUGUCUCAUAUUGAUGCAACUGACAUUGAAUUAGCAUCUAUGCAAAGAACACAAAGUGAUGUUACACCAUGCAGACCUUUUCUUUGUCGAGGCGAUAGAGUAAAGGAAGAAACUGGCUCACUCGAUCGACCAAGAAGCGCCUCAAUAGGAGCUUCAACUCAUAAUCGUCUCACUGUGGACCAUCAUGCAGUGUUUUAUUCUGUUAGCUCAAAUGAAUCCAUGUAUAGCAAGAAAGAAGACGUUUGACUAUAAGAAACGUCAGGGAAUUUUGUAUGACUAAUUGUCAUAUAUAUGUAUUUGUUUGAUUGCUAUUAUCCUUUAACAAAUGAAAAGAUGAUAUGAAUAGAAAGUUAAUUCUCUAAAAGUUUUAUCCUCGGAAUGAUACUGGCAGUGAACAUAGCUGUAGCACAAGUAGGGAAAGUUUGGCAAAGCGGGUUUCGAAAAUUUAGCUUGACAUUUACAUGUUUGAAAAUGUCUAUCAAAAAUUGCUCGUAUUUUUAUAAACUGAUUUGGAAAGAAAGUCGGCCGAAGCGUGUUUUCAAUACAACAACUACCAUUUAUUUUGUUUAAACUGACCAUUAAAAUACUUGGGUAUUGACAAACUGAAACGAAAUUUUCUAACAGUUCUUAUGUCAAUAUGGGUUCGUUUGAAAUCCUGCUAUUUUAGUUGGUACUACUUUUUCAAGCAUUUCCUUCCUGCUAUACAUUUAAUGAUUUAAGAGGAUAUGUUGCAUGCUCUAUCUCCUAUUUAGAUUAUUUUUGUAUAAACCUUCAAUUAUGCUGAAACUUACAUUGAGAGAUGAAAAUGACUCGACUGAUCUACAAUGUAUGAAUAUGCAUUAAUACUGUUGCCUGUUAUUUUGAUUGUAUAUAUUGCUUUAAAAUUGUACAUAAAAUUCGUGUUUAUAUAUAGAAUAUUUACAGCCGUAUAUGUGAUGUUUAUAACGUCCUACUACUCAGGAAAGGUCCAGCAUGACUCAACAGUUUACUGAACUUUUUCGGAAGUAGUAAGACGAUGGAAUUCCUUUGCUCAUUAUCUCAAGAAACAAACUGUAAUUUUGUUAGUGGAUCUACAUUACGGGUGCAUUUUACAAAAUGUUGACCCCCUAAAACAUGUAACAGUAAUUGCUACAAUGUAUACAUGUUAAUAGUUACAAAAGUUACGUUUCUACCCAUUCAGGGACAAUAACUGCAUUGUAAAUGAGUUUGUUGGAUUUGUUUAUUAGCACAGUCGCACUUUCCGUUUGAUGGUUUGAGAAGUUUGGCAUCUUGGUAGAACCAUUGACCUUCCAUUAGCAAACUUAUGGUUUCUUUUACAUGAAAGAAAUGUACAAUGGAACAUGCAGCGGUAAUGUGCAUACAUGACUUUAAAUACUCGGUUUCGGGGGCUUCUGCCAUGUAAACAUGGCAAAUGGUUAGAUAAAUAUUUUGUGAAACAUUUUCUGAUGAAAAACACAGGUACACAACAGACCAACUUUAUAAGAAACCGGAUGAAGAAUGUGCCUUUAAAUUUAAAUGGCGAUACCUUCGUUCUAAAUAAAAAUAUUCUGACUGGAAUACAAAGUUGUUUCUCACAACAUUGACAUAGGGAAGCAGCUAUGAGUGAACGCAAACAUACAGCCUCACCUGUUGAACGACGGACGGACGGACGGUUAGACAGAGAGACAUACAUGCGGAAAAGCCGAAACCUGUCCGAAUCAUAAAACAUUAUAAUAUAUACUUGUGAUAUGAAGACGCGCUCCGAAUGAAAUACGACAAUAUAACCGAUAAAAUUGUUUUACCAACAAAACUGGGUAAUGCUUGAGCUGAGGUUGUCCUUGAAUUUUGGAUAGUUUCAACGCUUGAAAUAAUUUCAUAAUAUUUAAUACUAAAACUUAGUUAAUUUGUCAACUAAUAAAAUGAUUCUUAGGAUAAUGCUUUUGAAUUACAGUUAAACCAGCCUGAGCGGGUACCUAUAUUAAGCAGCCACUUGCCUUAAGCAGCCAGUCAGCUUACUUCCCAAAUUGACUUUCUGUUUUAAUUUCAACCUCUCUUAAGCAGCCACCAGCCUUUAGCAGCCAGAUUAUGCUGCUCCAUUGGCUGGCUGCUUAACACAGGUUUGACUGUAUUAAGUUUGCGGAAAAGAUAGGUUUAGAUGGUUUAAAUAAUAUUGUCAAAAUAUUUUGUUAAUUUUAUGAUAGUUUCAUAUGUUUUGAUAGUAAAAUGAUCUGCAUAAGCGUCCUUCACUCUUUUUUUAAAAAAAAAAUAUAGCGUUUGCUUUAUACAUGAUUUGCUUCUUUGAUGUCUUGCUAUAUACAAAUAUUUUACAUUUGUUAACGGGUGAAUAUGUUGAGAACUUUUAAAGGAUUAUUUCUUAAAUUAGUACCAUCUCAGUACUGCAUCAACAUGUAUGAAAUCAUUUUGAUUUGAAAAAUAAACAAUUAUUUU
Messenger RNA from Mercenaria mercenaria, 4904 nucleotides. RefSeq lists its product as uncharacterized. The record is from RefSeq and is a predicted model, not a curated record. Gene Ontology annotation, cellular component: plasma membrane. Gene Ontology annotation, biological process: proton transmembrane transport. The transcript has 10 exons. Bases 825 to 2723 code for a protein of 632 amino acids. Gene Ontology annotation, molecular function: voltage-gated proton channel activity. NCBI's taxonomy places the organism in Eukaryota, Metazoa, Mollusca, Bivalvia, Venerida, Veneridae.